This is a messenger RNA of Suricata suricatta (meerkat), 4505 nucleotides long. It is a transcript of the gene LRRC32, whose product is annotated as leucine rich repeat containing 32. The transcript has 6 exons. Lineage: Eukaryota; Metazoa; Chordata; Mammalia; Carnivora; Herpestidae. Gene Ontology annotation, molecular function: protein binding. The record is from RefSeq and is a predicted model, not a curated record. Bases 447 to 2438 code for a protein of 663 amino acids.
GACCAGGAGAUAGAGCCAGGCAGAGGAGGGCCCCAGACGCAGCUGGGCUGCCUGUUGGCUCUGGGAAUGGAGACUUUCAUCAUCUCUAAAAUGAGUGUUGACGAGGCCCAUGUAAGACUUGUUCCCAAGACAGGUCUCGGCCACAGCAAACACUGAAAGAAAGCAAACAAACCCACAACCAACUCAUUAAAUGGCUUCUAACAUCAAAGAGCGCUCACCAAACCCCUGAGGCUGAUUUCAGAGCUGGCGGACUGGUGCAGCUUCCUGAAAUGCAGAACCGGGCCAGUCACCCUGAGCUCCCCUAUCCUUGUGCGCGAUCACUGUGGGGACAACAUGAAAUCAGCCACUCGACUUCUGUAUGAUCUGCUUUGGAGAAAAUCGGAGUUACAAGCAAUGUGAGCUCCCAGCCUAGUUCCUACAAGCAUGUACCCCCUGUGUCUGUAGCCAUGAGCCACCAGAUCCUGCUGCUCCUGGCCGUACUGACCCUGGGCCUGGCCACCUCCCAACACCGAGACAAGGUGCCCUGUAAGAUGGUAGACAAGGAGGCCUUGUGUCAUGGUCUCGGCCUGCUCCAGGUCCCCUCAGUGCUCCCGCUAGACAUUGAGCUCCUCGAUCUAUCUGGAAACCAGCUGCAGAGAAUCCUGGCCUUACCCCUGGGCUUCUACACAGCACUCCGGCACCUGGACCUGAGCUCCAAUGAGAUCAACUUCCUCCAGACAGGGGCCUUCCAGGCCCUGCCCCACCUGGAGCACCUCAACCUGGCCCAUAACCGCCUGGCGGUGGGCAGCGUGCUGAGCGCCCCUGACCUGGGCCUGCUGCCGCAUGUGACAUCUCUGGACCUGUCUGGAAACAGUCUGUACAGUGGCCUGGUGGAGCAGCUGCUGGGGGAGGCCCCUGCGCUGCGCACCCUCUCCCUGGCGGAGAACAGCCUGACUCGCCUGGCCCGCCACACCUUCCGGGGCACACCCGUGCUGGAGCGGCUGGACCUCCACAGCAACGUGCUCAUGGACAUCGAGGACGGUGCUUUCGAGGCGCUGCCGCACCUGGCCCACCUCAAUCUCUCCCGGAACUCCCUCACCUGCAUCUCUGACUUUAGCCUCCAACAGCUGCGUGUGCUUGACCUGAGCUGCAACAGUAUUGAGGCCUUCCAGACGGCCCCAGAGCCCCGGGCUGAGUAUCAGCUGGCCUGGCUUGACCUGCGGGAGAACAGACUGCUCCACUUCCCUGACCUGGCCGCGCUCCCCAACCUCAUCUACCUGAACAUGUCCAACAACCUCAUCCGGCUCCCCACAGGGCCACCCCAGGGUGGUGAGGGCCUCCAGGCACCUUCUGAGGGCUGGUCGGCCCUGCCCUCCUCGAACCCCAGUCAGAACUCCAGCAUCCACCCCCUCUCCCAGCUCUUGAAUCUGGAUUUGAGCUACAACGAGAUCGAGCUGGUCCCUGAGGGCUUUCUUGAGCCCCUGACCUCCCUCCGCUUCCUAAAUCUCAGCCGAAACUGCUUGCGAGCCUUGGAGGUGCGGCGUGCGGGCUUCCUGCCUUGCCUCGUGCAUCUGGACGCCAGUCACAACACACUGGAGACAGUGGAGCUGGCCACCAGAGCCCUGGGGUCUCUGCGGACGCUGCUUCUACAGGACAAUGGUCUGCGGGCCCUGCCUGCGUACACUUUUGCCAGCCUGGCCAGACUGCAGAAGCUUGAGCUGCAGGGGAACCGGCUCAGGCCUUGUGGGGGGCCCAGUGAGCCUGGCCCCUCAGGCUGUGUGGCCUUCUCUGGCCUCUCCUCCCUCCGCAUCCUGAACCUGGCGGACAAUGGGAUGGAGAUGCUCCGGCCGGGUGCCUUCCUCCAUACACCGCUUACUGAGCUGGACCUCUCUGCCAACCCGGGGCUAGAUAUGGCCCCAGGGGCCUUGGUGGGCCUGGAGACCUCCUUAGAGGUCCUGGCCCUGCAGGGCAACGGGCUGGCCAUCCUGCAAGUAGACCUGCCCUGCUUCCGCUGCCUCAAGCGACUCAAUCUUGCCGAGAACCGCCUGAGCCGCCUGCCUGCCUGGACACAGGCUGUGUCACUGGAGGUGCUGGACCUGAGGAACAACAGCUUCAGCCUCUUGCCGGGCAGUGCCAUGGGUGGCCUCGAGACCAGCCUCCGGCGUCUCUACCCGCAGGGGAACCCGCUGAGCUGCUGUGGCAAUGGCUGGCUGGCGGCCCAGCUGCACCAGGGCCGUGUGGACGUGGAUGCCACCCAAGACCUGACCUGCCGCUUUGGCUCACAGGAGGAGGUAUCCCUGAGCCAUGUGCGUCCUGAGGACUGUGAGAAGGGCGGGCUUAAGAAUGUCAACCUCAUUAUCAUCCUCACCUUUGUGCUGGUCUCUGCUGUCCUCCUCACCACUCUGGCCACCUGUUGCUUUGUCCGCCGGCAGAAGUUCACCCAGCAGUACAAAGCCUAGAGAAGCCAGAAGCCGGGAGCUCUUCCAGGAUAGCUGGGGAGCCUGAGGCACGGACAGGGGCGGGGACCAACCCAAGGUCACACAGGAUCUGAGAACCCUGCCCUCUGAAUCCCAGCCCGGGGCUCCUUUCCCCAUAUCCUGCUCUAUUGGUAGGUGACUGGCUUCCCAGGCCACACGUGUGGUCCAGCUGUGGAAGCCGGAAGUCGGGCAGUUUCAGGAGUGACAGAAAAUAAGGCUGACCUAUUCGUGCAACACAUCUUUGCCAGGCAUCUGUUUUGUGUCACAUCCUGCCCCGGCCACUGGGGACACAAGACACAUCCCUGCCCUCAGGCAUCACCGAGCCCUGGUGGGGAGGUGGUCACAAAGCCACGGAGCAUGGAAGUCCUCCAAAGCUCUGAGGACUCCAGCUGGCUGAGUCUUGGGGAGUCCUGCCUCGAGCAGGGCCAGAGCAAAGGAGGGGCGAGACCCAGAAGACUUGUCUGAGGUGGUUCCAAGCAGACUGUGGGUCACAUCUUCUGAUAAUGACUUUCAGCCUCUCUGGAACAUGAAGAGCUUGUGACCGGAAGAGAACUGGAGCUGCAUAAAUAGGUCUUGGAUCCAGCCAUGAGGCAGGCUGCAGCGGCCCUGCAGGGCCUGGUUAAGAGGUGGUUGCCCUGGGUCCUGGCCCAGUGCUAGACCAUUCCAUUUCCUGCUCCGAGCAGGCCCUGUCCCUACCUGGCACUCUCGUGGUGCUCAAACACUGCUCCAGCCCCCCAGCUCCCCGUGCAGACAUGCUGUCCCAUCCCAGCCCUCCGCUGGCUGGCGAGCCAAGAGUCAGACCGUAGGUAUCUGGUUCUGUUUUGCACCAGGCUUGGCAGCUAUGACAUGUCUGCCUCUUUAUGACUACCCUCUGAGGUUGGUAUUUUAUUCCAUUUUACCAAAAAAAGAUCCACCACUCUCCUUUCAGGGUCCUCCAGCUAAGAAAUGACAUAAGUGAGAUGCAGACUCAAAUCCUCUGUCUCCAGGGCCUGACUGUAGGGGCUGGGGGCUACUAGGUGGACAGGAAAUGGACCCACACUUUGGGAACAGGGCCUAGGGGCAUCCUGUGCAACACAUACCACGCAGUCCUCUCCCUCCUCUCUCCUAGGCAGGCAGACAUGGGCCCCCUCCUCCUCCUCUGCCUCAGUUUCCCUUACUCCCCCCUUUGCAGACUGGUGUGUAUUCACCUCUUUCUGUUUUGCUCUUGCAUUCCCUCUUCUUCCAUUGAGCAAAGCCCAGGGUUUGAGACCAUUGAGUGCAAACUCCCCGUUGCACGGAUAGAUAAACUGAGGCUGGGGAAGAGAAUGGAACUUGCUCAGUGCUUCACAAGUCUGUGGCAAAGCCUGUGAAAAAAGGGGGAUUCAGACCUCACUGGGGGUGGGAAGGGGGCUUAGGGGUUGGACCUGAGUGAUUUCCUUCUCUCUUAGCUGUCAUAUCACAAGAUAAUGCUGGCUCCAAACACUUUCGGGUCCUCAUUAUGCAGGGACUUUCCCUCCCUAGAAAAAUGAGUCGAAAAACCCAUCUAGAUAGAACCCCCUAUUCCUCAUACCCAUGGAAUCAUGGGCUGUCCUGGGAGCCCUGGCAUCAGCCCAAGACCCAUGUUACUGUCUUCACCGUCUUACCCAUGCUUGGCCAUCAUCUGGCUCAUGAUGGUGCUUGAGUGUGAGACAAUGAAACCGCCCCCCCCCAUCUCCAUUCCAUUUUACAGACAAGAAAACUGAGGCCCAGAGAGGGUCAAGGACUCAGGGAGUCAGUGGCAGAGCUGGGGCUAGAAGCCGGUGUCCUGGCCCCAGCCUGGGGCCCUGGUGGGUAUGUGGCACAGCCAGGCAGACCCAGACCUGGUUGGGAUCACAACCACAGGUGGUCAUGGCACAAAAAACACUCUUCCUCAGGCCUGGAGGGUGGGGCGCGGGCCCCUUCGUGCCUGAUCUAUGGAAACACUACAUAAUGCUGCUCUCACCUCCCAGGAGCCAGGCCACAGCCCUGGCCUUGGGACCAGCUCUUUGUAUAACCCACAUGAAUGUAUUAAAAAAUAAUUUUGGAGAAACA